AUCGCCGAUGCGCUCCGCACGCGUUUUAGCCAGCGGCUCUCGCGGGUUUGCGGCUCCUCCCGUCGGCUCCGGCCUUGCUGACUUCAGCGCUUUGCUGAAACCGGGGGAUUAUGUUACGGUUGACUCGAUCUGCAGGGAGCUGAGGAGGAAGGCAGGGAAAGAAGAAUGCGGGUCGAUUUACUGGUGUGCUGCCUUAUUUUCUACACCGUAAAUGGCCAAGUAGAGUACUCCAUCCCCGAAGAAACGGAGCGUGGCGCGCCCGUCGGAAACCUCGCCAAGGACCUGGGCAUCGAGGCCGCGACGCUCCCCUCCCGGAAAUUCCGCAUGAUCACCGGCUCAAGUAAGCAAUAUUUCAACCUCAAUGCGAGCACGGGGGCUUUGUCUGUUAGCGAGCCCGUCGACAGGGAGCAGAUUUGUGCGCUCAAACCCACCUGCUCUCUGAAUUACGAACUGGUGCUGGAAAACCCCUUGGAGCUUUACAAAAUGCAGUUUAAAAUACUGGACGUGAACGACAACGCCCCCACCUUCCCGCUAGACGAGUACCACUUAAACGUGGCCGAGUUCCUGACUCCCGGGGCUCGGUUUAACCUGCCCAACGCCCAAGACCCCGACGAAGGCAUCAACAGCGUCCAGAGCUACACGCUCAGCCCCCACGAACAUUUCCGCCUGGAAAUGCAAACGCGCGGGGAUGGGAGCCGAUACCCGGAGCUGGUGCUGGAAAAGCCCCUGGACCGCGAGCAGCAGGCCACGCACAGGCUUGCGAUCACAGCCAAAGAUGGAGGGAGCCCCCAGCGGUCUGCAGACGCCCGGGUCGUGGUCACCGUCCUUGACACCAAUGAUAACGCCCCCACGUUCGAGCACUCGGUCUACCGGGCCAGUGUCCUGGAAAACUCGCCCAACGGCACGCUGGUGACGCGAGUGCACGCCACGGACUUAGACGAAGGUCAGAACGGGGAGGUCCGCUACGCUUUCAGCAACAGCACCCCUGCGGAGCUCCAGAAGAUCUUCCGCAUCAACCCUCAGACUGGAGAGAUCAAAGUCAGCGGGGUUUUAAACGUCCAGAAGCCCCAGCUGGAGAUGUUCGUUGAGGCAAAGGAUAAGGGAGUCUUUGGGAUGUCCAGCGUAGCCAAACUGCUGGUGGAAAUAGCCGAUGUGAAUAACAACGCCCCAGAGAUCACGGUCACCUCUCUUUCCAGCCCAAUCCCAGAGGAUUCUUCCCUAGGCACAGUGAUCGCGCUCUUGAGUAUUACCGAUGAAGAUCCCGGAGAUAAUGGGAAAGUCAUUUGCCAGCUCCCCACUAACAUCCCUUUCCAACUCAAGUCCUCUUUCGACAGCUACUACAGUUUGGUCACCAGCGGCCUUCUAGAUCGGGAGCGGGUCAGCGGAUAUAACAUCACUGUCACUGCCUCUGACCUGGGCUCCCCUCCCAUCGCCACGCAGAAGACGCUGUGGGUGCAAAUUGCAGAUGUGAACGACAAUCCCCCCAAGUUCCUCAAACAGAUGCGUGAAGUUUCCGUAAUGGAGAACAACAGGCCUGGGGUGUCCCUUUUCCGUGUGUCAGCCUCUGAUCCAGACCUAGGGGAGAAUGGCCGGGUCUCCUAUCUACUCAGGGACAUUGACAUCCAAGGCAGCGCCUUGUCCAGCUAUUUGGCCAUAGAUGUGGACAGUGGAAUCGUCUUCGCAAAGGGCAUUUUUGACUUUGAGCAGCUCCAGAGUUUUCAUUUCCAAGUUGAGGCGAAGGACAACGGCUCGCCAGCCCUGGCUGCCGCUUUUAUCGUCAGUAUCACCAUCCUGGACCAGAAUGACAAUGCCCCAGUUGUCUUGUAUCCAGGGGUGAGAAAUGGCUCAGUGGCAGUGGAGAUUGUGCCUCGUUUGGCAGAUGCUGACUACCUAGUGACCAAGGUGGUAGCCCAUGAUCCAGACAGUGGGCAGAACGCCUGGCUUUCUUACCACCUCCUGCAGUCGUCCGAUACUAGUCUGUUUCGGGUUUCACUGAAUGCUGGAGAGCUCAGGACUUGUCGCUCCAUGAGGUCUAGUGACCCCAUCAAGCACAAAGUGGUGGUCUUAGUGAAAGACAGUGGGGAGCCCCCACUCUCCUCCUCCGUGACCCUGGGCAUCCUGCUGGCUGAUGCUCUUCCGCAAGCGCUCCCAGACUUCGAUGACAGCCUGGAAGCACAUGGGCAGCAGCUGUCCAACUUGAACUUCUACUUGAUCAUUGCUCUAGCCUGCCUUUCCUUUGUCUUCCUUGGUUUUCUAAUCUUCCUUCUCGCCAUUCGACUCUUCCACUGUAGGACUAGCCCCUCCUGCAGUUGCUGCUGUUGCCCCACGGAUGAGUAUGAAAAGUACCGCUACAAUGUGCGGAUGCUCCCAAGCUCUCAUUUUACACCAGAGAUGGUCGAGAUCGCAGGGAUGGGGAAACUUACGCACACCUAUUUGUAUAGGGCGGCCCUGGGUGUUGGGCCUAGCAAUAACAACUUGAUGCCCAAUGGAGAUGCCGGGAACCUUUCCAAGGGGGCGGGAUUGUUACAAGUGCCAGCCUCCUGCAUUCAAGUGCAGAAGGUGAAGAGUGACCACUUCAAUGCCAUUCUGGUGCCAAAACCACCCAAUCCUGAUUGGCGUUAUUCUGCAUCUUUAAGAGCUGGAAUGCAAGGUGCUGUGCACAUGGAGGAGACAGGAGGCUUACGUGGAGGACCUGGAGGACCUGAACAGCAGUGGCCAACCGUAUCUAGUGCAACAACAGACCCUGAGGCCGGUGAGGUGUCCCCUCCAGUAGGAGCUGGCGUGAAUAGCAACAGCUGGACCUUUAAAUAUGGACCUGGCAACUCCAAGCAGCCCGGUCCUGGUGAGUUGCCAGACAAAUUCAUUAUCCCAGGAUCUCCUGCAAUCAUCUCCAUUCGUCAGGAUCCACCAAACAGCCAAAGUGACAAAAGUGACUUCAUAACCUUUGGCAAGAAGGAAGAGACCAAGAAAAAGAAGAAAAAGAAGAAGGGCAACAAGGCUCAAGAGAAAAAAGAAAAGGGCAACAGCGCCACUGACAACAGUGACCAGUGAGGGGUUUAUACUGAACAAUCUACUUAGCCAAUUUUUGUAAUCUUGGAAGAUCUCUCCUAUGUAGCAACUCCCAACUUCUUCCUACUUUUAACCAAUUUCCUGUAUGUGCAAGACUUCAAAAUCCGCAGGGAAUUCACAAUGUCUGUCUAGAUUGCUUAACAGGUUUUGUCUUAAAAGCUUUAUUAAGCCUGGUGUUAACUCUUUUUCUCCACUCUGGCUUGUUUUCAGAAUCUAAAAAGCAGACACAAGUUUCUUUUCUCCUACGCUGAAAAGGAGACUCUUCUUCACAAUACAGCCCGUGCGAGGUUGGACUCUUUGCAUUGUGGUUCCUGUUAUCCUGUCCUGAUGACACUUAUAGGGGAGGGGGGAGGGGAGUGAAUUGUUUUUGGUAUUGUGCACCCUGUAUCUGAUUGGAAGCUUUUGUGUGCUGAUUAUCGGCUAGGUGAUGCAAGAUCAGAUCAAGAUGAUGCAGGAAGAGCUUGUGAAACAUGAACCAAUGAAGUUCCUUGUGAAAUUAAUGUGCAAUGCUGUGUGGCCUGGGGAACUACCUUAAAACUUGCAAUUAGAUUUUUCAUAAUCAGAUCUAGUGUGUAGUACGCUGGGGCUUUUAUAUAUUGUAGAUACACACUCCAGUGAAAAGGAAUAUUCACUCAGACAACUUGUAUACUAUGAAGUAUAUCUUCUUCCAAGCCAUUGGCCAUAUUGCCACAAUAAGGCCUUUGUUCUCCUAGCAAGGAUGUCCCUCAGGGAAUGUCGGCAUGGCAACCUCCCACGCUCUUGGCUCAGUGCUGUAGUGCUAAAGAGGGAGUGUGGGAAAUCUCUCUCUCUCUCUCU
Elgaria multicarinata webbii is the source of this 3885-nucleotide messenger RNA. Its product is annotated as protocadherin alpha-3-like. The transcript has 4 exons. Gene Ontology annotation, biological process: homophilic cell-cell adhesion. The record is from RefSeq and is a predicted model, not a curated record. Gene Ontology annotation, cellular component: cell-cell junction; plasma membrane. Gene Ontology annotation, molecular function: calcium ion binding. NCBI's taxonomy places the organism in Eukaryota, Metazoa, Chordata, Lepidosauria, Squamata, Anguidae. Bases 166 to 3051 code for a protein of 961 amino acids.